Closterium sp. Naga37s-1 is the source of this 3108-nucleotide messenger RNA. Lineage: Eukaryota; Viridiplantae; Streptophyta; Zygnematophyceae; Desmidiales; Closteriaceae. The record is from the annotation of a GenBank genome assembly.
AUGGCUCACACCCGCGCUCCCACCCGCGCUCGCGCUCGCCGUCACCGGCUCCUCCGCGAGCCGCCAGCACCUCAUGCCUUCGCAGCCGCCGUCCUUGCCGCUGCCGUUGCUCUCCUGACCGCCGCCGCGGUUCCCGGUGUGACUGUACAGGGCGCGCCGUUAGCGGGGCCGGCGUGCGUGAACGAGUUUCCCUCGAAGCCGCUGUGCAGGUUCGUGGAUGACCUGGCGGCCGCGCCGCGCGUGGAGGUGGACGCGUCCACGGGGAGGACGAUCCGCAUCGGCGCGUAUCAGAUCUACCAGAAGCUGCACCGCGACCUGCCCCCCACGAAGCUGUACGCCUAUGGGCUCAACGAGCGCACUGCUCACUACCCUGGCCCCACUCUUGUUGCCAGGCGCGGGAUUGCCACCAAGGUGCGGUGGGAAAACCACCUGAGGGACAGGGAGCACAUGUUUACAGUGGAUUACACCCUCAUGGGCGUUGCUUAUCCCAAGCACGGCGGCAUCCCCAUUGUGAUCCACAGGCACGGCGGGGAGACCCCAUCGCACUCCGACGGCCACCCACAGGCGUGGUUCACGCAGUUCGGGGAAACAGGCCCCACGUACCGCUCGCGGCGCUACACGUACCCCAACGACCAGCAGGCGGCCACCCUGUGGUACCACGACCAUGCCGUCGGCAUCACGCGCCUCAACGUGGCUGCUGGCAUGGCCGGGCUGUACGUCCUCACCGACCCCAAAGGCGUCGAGAGGAAGCUUCGCGCGCAGCUUCCAGCCCCGGAGUUUACUGUGCCACUGGCGAUCUCGGACCGCUCGUUCUUUGCCAACGGGUCGAUUGACUACCCCUCCAAGGGCUGGGAGCCUGAGUAUUUCGGAACCACCAUCCUUGUCAGCGGCCUGGUCUGGCCGUACCUAUCAGUGAGGCGCACGAGGUACCGCUUCCGAGUGCUGGGGGCGGCCAGCAGCCGCUUCUUCAAUCUGCGCUUCGUGUGCGCCGCCCCCUCCAACUACCCCGACUUCACUCCGCCCAUCACAGGCCAUGCGCUGCCCAUCGUGCAGAUCGGCACGGACGGAGGCUACCUGCCCCGCCCCGUGACCCGCGCCUCGCUGCUGCUGGCCCCGGGGGAGCGCCACGACAUUCUCGUCGACUUCGCCUCGCUGCCCGCCUCCUGUGCCGACGUCAUUCUCACCAACGACGCCCCCGCGCCCUUCCCCUCGGGCAAGGCGCCGGGCCGCAACGCCACGGGGGUGGUGAUGCGCUUCAUUGUGGACCGCUCGGGGGGUGUUGUGCCGUCGCCUCCUGUGCCCAAGAAGCUUGUUUCCCUUCCGAAGCUGCGUCUCUCGCGUGUAACCAAGGAGAGGUGGAUGAGAGCCGUGCAGCUGUCUUCCCCCCAACGCAUCACCUUCGAUGGCCGCGGCUUCAGUGACGCCCCCACUGAGACUCCCAAGCGGAACGCGGAGGAGCUAUGGCACAUAAUCAACGACACGCCAGACGCCCACCCCAUCCACCUGCACCUCAUCAUGCACCGCCCCCUCGCCCGCCGCCCCUUCAACCGCACCGCCUACCGCAGCGGCCUCUGCUCCUUUCCUGGCAACGCCUCCCUGCCCAGCUGCUUCACGGGGGAGGGGAGCAGCGUGCGUGUGAGUGGGAGGGCGGGCAGUGUGGGGGAGUACGAGCGCGGGUGGAAGGACACCACGGUGCUGCAGCGGGAUGAGGUGCUCACCCUCUGGACUGGAUGGUUCUCCCAGGACGGGUCGCCGUUCCCCUUCAACCCCACGCGUGGUCCGGGAUACGUGUGGCACUGCCACAUCCUGGAGCACGAGGACAACGACAUGAUGCGCCCGCUUAUCAUCAACUGGGCGCAGACAGUUUCGACCUUAUCCACCCACUUCAUCACUGAUGGUGCUCCUCUUUUCCGCCCCUACGUCACCACGGACUCCAUUAACCUCCUCGACCCUUCAAUCUCAUCCACCAUGACUAUGCUUCCCCAAGACAUUCGUGAUCGCUUCCCAUCAUGGCCUGUGCUUCAAUCGGGCUACCCUCCUAAACUCUUUACUCAUCUCUCCCAACACCUCGAAGCCGAUUUGCUGGAGAAGGUUCGAGCCACAGUAACGUCCCCGCUUCGCCUUGCUCGUCUAACCUCUUUGCAGGGCCCGCAUGCAGGUGACUGGCUCACUGUGGCUCCAUCCUCCCCGCACAUGCAGCUUUCAAAGACUGAAUGGCGCAUUGCAGCAGCUAUCCGUUUAGGCCUUCCUCUCCCUCACCUUUCAUCUUCGCUCACCUGCACCUGCAACUCCCCGUUCACCGAUCCUUCCAUCCAUUCUCAUGUCCUUCGCUGCCCUAGCAACAACGAGCCUACUAAGGUGCACGACGCAAUCAAACGAGAAGUUCAUCGCAUUGCCUUGGAGCUUGGGUUCUCUGCGCAGAUGGAAGACCAGCAUCUCCUGCCUGGCCGCCGCACAGACAUCACGUGCCGCGACAUUAGCUCUGGUACCACCUGGGCCUUGGAUGUUUCUGUUGCUGAUCCACAAAAGGGGUUUCCGCACUCCAACGCAGCUACGGUGAUUGGUUCAGCAGCAGCCACUCGUGAAAGUGAGAAGACCACCCACUAUGCUACAGCACUUCAUGACCGUCCAGACAUCAAACUGUUUCCCCUUGUCAUCGAAACCUUCGGUUGCUUCGGCUCUUCGUUCAACAACUUCCUUCGCCAAUGUAGCCGCAAAGGGGCGUCACAACUCCGCGACUUGAGUGGUGCUACAGAUUCUCUUCCCCUGCUGUUUGAGACCAACUUCUACAAACGGAUUUCUCUGGUCCACCAACCUUCCGCUCCUGUCUCCCCCGCCUCCCGUUCCUUCCCUCUCCCGUCCCUCUUCUCCGUUCUUCCCUCCCUUCUCCUGUCUCUCCUCUCCUUUCAUCACUUUCUUCCGCCUGUUCCUCCCCUCCUCGCUUCCCUCACCUAUUCCCUCCCCCCCGUGCCUACACUCCUCUUUUUCCCCUUCCUCAACCUCCGCUACCUCCCCUUGCUCUCCCUCCUCUCCCUCACCCUCUUCUCCCUCCUCUCGCUCACCCCCCUCUCCCUCCACACUCACCCGUACUCACCCUCCUCUCUCUGA